GCAGAAAGAUGCGGUGGAAACUCACCGCACGAGCUCGGUAACAGCCAUCUGGGAACAUAUGACCCCAUGCAUGCGACGCGCUCGCCUGUUUGGAUGGUGUGCAUUCGAAAGCAAUUUCAUUGACAAUUCUCUCGAUGUGGCCGAUCGUCCCGCGUCAUCGCGUCGGCUGAAACGCAACGGAAAAUCAAUUCCCCGACCCCGGAAGUAAGAUUAAAUUGAGAGAAAAGAACUGCGCGCAACAGCCUCGCCGUUAUUGCGCCACUCACUUAGCUUAUGUACGUUAUAUACGUUAGCAUUAGAAUUAGUAUUCGUCGGAAGGUACUAAGUGGCGCGUCCGAGGGAAGAAGCGGUCACUGACGAGCAGUGCGUUUCAAAAGCCGCAACGAUGAGCGACGAGCAGACGAGCGAGCAGAACCCGACCACGGAGUUGUCGUCGAGUGACAUAGAAAAGAUAGAAGAAGCAAAAUUAAGAGCAAAAUUUCCAAACGCAGCUGGCCGGCCAUUCGGUGGUCAUUCUGUAUUUCUGCAGAAAAGAUUAGCUAAAGGGCAAAAGUACUUUGAUUCUGGGGAUUAUCAAAUGGCAAAACAAAAAUCUACAGCCAAACCAAAGCCAGCUGGUGUUUUGCCAACAGGAGAUGCUAUACCAACACCAGAAACGGUACCACAGCGAAAAACAUCCAUCAUCCAACAAAAAUUUAAUACAUCGACUGCUUCAUAAGAUGUUCUGUCAUUCUUUUACAUUUUGUUAAUUAGUGUUUCAUUUAGAUGCCGGAAUAAUAUGGUACAAUCAUAUACAAUCAGAAGUUUGACUCUGUGUUUGGUUGUUUUUUUUUUUUUACAGAUGUGUAAAAGAUAUAGUAUCGUAAAAAUCUUGUAUUUUUAGCAAACCAAUUAUUUUCUAGCUCCUUACCAAGGAAAAUAUCUAAUAUUAUUAAAAAUAGUGAUUUCUAUGUAUGUGCCACAAUGUGAUGUCUGAGCUUUGCAAUUUAUUCUUGCUUGAAAAUUUAAUAAUUUUUAUAUACUAUUGCAUUCUCUUAUAAUCCAAUCAGACAUUCAUAUUUUAAACGUACAUCAAUAUCUUUUGAUUUGCAGAAAAUGAUGAGAAAAUCUAAGAAUUAUUAAUGUAUUCGGAUUGUAUUGUUAGCUAGCAAUAAAUACACAUCUUAGAUGCAUACAUGUAAAAAUUAAUAUUUGAGGCAUUAUUAAUUUUGGGAAAUUUUGGAAAGUGACUUUUAGUGAUAAGGAUAAUUAUCUAAUAACGCCGGAACGUUUCAUUUGAUUAAGUAUAAGCAUGAUAAUCUGAAUGUGUAAUUCGACAUAUAAGUUCAAUACAUAAGAUAAGAGAGAUUGAGCAUAAAGAAAUAUACAGAUCUGCAUUUCUCUCUCGAAAGCUGCUGUGAUGCGCUUAGUAAAACUAUUUUCUUAUGAAAAAAGUCAUGUUUACUGUACGAGAAUCUGUAGUAUGUAGGAUGAAUGAAUGAACAUAAUAAUUUAAAAUGUAA
Messenger RNA from Dinoponera quadriceps, 1502 nucleotides. It is a transcript of the gene endos, whose product is annotated as alpha-endosulfine. The record is from RefSeq and is a predicted model, not a curated record. Gene Ontology annotation, cellular component: cytoplasm. The transcript has 3 exons. NCBI's taxonomy places the organism in Eukaryota, Metazoa, Arthropoda, Insecta, Hymenoptera, Formicidae. Bases 386 to 718 code for a protein of 110 amino acids. Gene Ontology annotation, molecular function: protein phosphatase inhibitor activity.